ACCUGCUCUUCUUUUUCCUUCCCUGCACCGAACAAAAAGAACCCAGCCAAGCGACAGCCCCACUUGGAAAACUGAGAAUUUCCGGAUCUGCUUUGCUCUGUUCCUCACCGCCGGCUGCUCCUGCUUUGUGGGGCCGAACUGCUCUGAUUUUUGGAUCCUAAAUUUCUCCCCAAAUUGCCGCCGGCCUUCCCCCAAACCCGCCAACUCCAGCCUUGCUUGCUGGAAUUCUGAAAAUGAAGUCAAAGACGGGGAAAAACAAGGGGAGUGACGAGUUAGAAGGCUAGCCAUUUUGUAAAUUGAAUAUGGAUUUUAGAUAUAGAUCAUGAUCUUAUAAGCCAAAUUUUAAUUGGAGAUUUUAUAAAUUCAUUUAAUGGAUUGUUAGUUUACAAGAGAUUUGACCUUGAGAUUUUGAGCUUAAGUCAUGUUGGACAUAGAAUUAUUUUGAAAUAUUUGAUUUAAGUUAUUGGAUUGUUAGAUGUGAAUUGGAUAAGUUUCGAUCCUUGUACAUUUGUGAGACUUUCUCACAAGUGUACGGCGUCUGCCACGUCCCCGGGUUCGGGUUCUGGGGCGUGACACUACAUUAAAACACAUUAUGAUGUUAUUGAAAUAAAAGAAAAUGAAGAGUUUAAAUCAAAUUUUAAAUAAAAAUUUACUUCAUAAUGAAUGAAAUACAACUUGCGAAAAUAAAAAAUGAAAAACAAACUAGCUAUUAAUAUAUCAAAUAAUAGAAAUUCUUAGUUGAGAAGAUAAAAGAUGAAAGGAAAAAAAGGAAAAGGAGAAGAAGUUGAAAGUAAAAGGGAAAAGGAGAAGAGGUUGAAAAAAAAUAAUGCCUUACCUAUGGGACAGAAAGAGGUGAAGAUAGGUAGAAGAAAUUGGAAAAAAGAUAAUUGGAAAUUCAAGAAAAUUGGAUUUUUAGAGGCAGGAAGUGGUUAUAUAACCAAUAUAUGCGAUAGAAAUUCUGUCGUUUAUGUUUUGAAUUCCAAAUGCUCGGGAUUUUCAACUUUUUGGUGGCGAGCUUGAUCAUAAUCGACAGCUUUAUUUUCUGUUGGUUAUAACUAUAACCAACAAUAAAUAAGGCUAUCGAUUACAUAAUAAUUUGUACCCAUAAUGAUUUUCCCAAAAUUGGUAUGCCAUGUUGUUUUUAUUAAAACUAUUAUAUUAUUCCUCUAUAAAGUGUUCUGCUAUUU
Messenger RNA from Rubroshorea leprosula, 1187 nucleotides. Lineage: Eukaryota; Viridiplantae; Streptophyta; Magnoliopsida; Malvales; Dipterocarpaceae. The record is from the annotation of a GenBank genome assembly.